GUCAGAGCUGGGAAGGGAACUUAUCCUGGAGAGAUCUAGACUUGUAUUUUCUUCAAAAGGCACCAGAUGAAUCCCACAUAGGGAUAAAUGGAAGCAUAACCACAGACUAAAGACAAGAACCAACCUUUCUCAGUGCAAUGGAGAAGCCUUAUGGUCAAGAGGUCAAGUUCAUGCUGGAUAUGAGCGCUGCCCAUCCUGCACCCAACACCCUGACCAGAGGACAAUGGUCAAGCAAAGUUGAGUUCCUCUUGGCGGUUGCAGGACAAAUCAUAGGCCUAGGAAAUGUGUGGAGGUUUCCUUAUCUGUGCUACAAAAACGGAGGAGGGGUGUUCUUCAUUCCUUAUGUCCUCUUCCUCUUUACCUGCGGCAUCCCCCUGUUUCUCUUGGAGACAUCACUCGGCCAGUACACCCAACAGGGAAGUAUUACCUGCUGGAGGAAAAUUUGUCCCCUUUUUGAAGGGAUGGGUUUUGGCAGUCUGGUGGUAGUUUUAUACUCCAGCAUCUAUUACAUCGUCAUAUUGGCCUGGGCUUUCCUGUAUCUCUUCUGCUCUUUCAACACUGAACUUCCCUGGGCGAGUUGCAGAAACAACUGGAACACAGAGACCUGUGUGGAGUUUAAUGGAGGUGAUGGUUCUUUGAACUGGACUGCUGCUCAAAAUUCAACGUCACCAGUGAGGGAAUUUUGGGAGAGAAGAGUUCUGAAUCUCACAGGAAGUGUCCAUGAAUUAGGCAGCAUUCGAUGGGAGCUGGCUCUCUGUCUUCUGCUGUCCUGGAUCGUCUGUUACUUUUGUGUCUGGAAAGGAGUAAAGUCCACUGGGAAGGUAGUUUACUUUACCGCCACAUUUCCAUAUCUGAUGCUGGCGGUACUGCUUGUUCGUGGGGUCACCUUGCCAGGGGCCAUAGAUGGGAUCAAGUUCUACCUCUACCCAGAUCCAUCCCGCCUGUCUGAUCCACAGGUGUGGAUGGACGCUGGCACACAAAUAUUUUAUUCCUAUGCUAUUUGCAUUGGGUGUCUAACUGCACUUGGCAGUUAUAACAAGUACAACAACAACUGUUACAAGGACUGUGUGUACUUGUGCCUCCUGAACAGUGGAACCAGUUUUGUUGCAGGCUUUGCCAUUUUCUCUGCACUUGGAUUUAUGGCUUAUGAGCAGAACACAGACAUAUCAAAAGUGGCAGAGUCAGGUCCCGGCUUGGCAUUCAUUGCCUAUCCUCGAGCAGUCGCCAUGAUGCCUUUUCCUCAGGUCUGGGCGAUAUUCUUUUUCGUUAUGAUCAUCCUUCUGGGACUGGACAGUGAGUUUGUAGGUCUGGAAGCCAUCGUAACAUCAAUUUCAGACACGAAUCCUUCCUUCUUCCACGUUGGCCAUCGACGUAAACUUCUUCUCCUUGCUAUCAGUGUUUUCAGUUUCUUUAUUGGACUUGUGAUGGUUACAGAUGGUGGAUUGUACAUCUUCCAGUUGUUUGACUACUAUGCCUGCAGUGGGAUGACUCUGCUUCUCUUUGCCAUACUGCAAGCUGUUUGUAUUGGAUGGAUAUACGGUGCAGACCGGUUUUAUGAUAACAUAGAGGACAUGAUUGGAUACAAGCCUUUAUCCCUGAUUAAGUAUUGUUUGAAAUACAUCACUCCAGUGAUAUGCAUGGGAACAUUUGUUUUCUCCUUGAUCAAAUACACUCCUCUGAAGUUCAACAACACAAUUGAGUACCCGUGGUGGGGUUAUGCGCUAGGCUGGUGGUUCACUCUCUCCUCUACGCUCAUGGUUCCUCUAGUUAUGGUGUACAAAGUGAGCACCACUCCCGGUACACUGCGACAGAGGAUCUCCAUCUUAUGCACUCCAGCUGAAGACCUUUCUUUGAACAAAUCAGACAAAAAAGGACUUGAACUGCUCGACUUGACCUCAUCUCCUGACAGCAUGGUGUCCUAGUGUUCACAACAAACUGCAGCAGCUUCACAUUUACUCAACAUGCCCUCAGUGCAGUCCUCCUACUCAUUUUGAGGAAAGGUUCCCAAUCUUUUUGACCUCCACAAUUCAAGGUCUUCAUUCCGCAAAGAAAUGCAGCAGUCUCAGUUGUCCCUUGAACACCUAGCAAUAGGGCUGCAACUAUUGAUUACUUUCAUUAUCAAUUGAUCCAUUGAUUUCUAAUCCAUGAUUUGAUCAUUUAUUAUUUUCAAAUGUCAGAAAAUAGUGACAAAUGCACAUCAGAAUUUCCCUGAGCCAUGAGUUCAGAUGUUCUUAAGACAUUAAAUUAACUUGAAUAUAAAUGUAUAAAUAACAGCGAUUAGUCUUGUUUUGAUCAAUUGAAUCAACUCUUAGUUGUUUCAGCUCUAAUAGCAAGUGAACCUUAAAACGUAUUGGUCAUGGAUGAACAGCCAUGCUCAAAUUUAUAUAGAUAUUUUAAAUAGUUAUUUUUGUAAAGAAAAUGUUGCUAAUUUUGUUUUGUUUAACCAGGUUGUAUAACUAUCUGGAGAAAAGUAACACUGCCACAUUUGCCAAAUGAGCCAUACAGAUUGAACCCUUGAGUCACUUUUAGGUCACUGUGAGUGAAGGAAAUUUAAUUUCAAAUUGUCAAUGUAACAGCGACAUGAAAGAGGAAAGGUUAUCCAGCAGUAAGGGUGUGAUUCACAUCUUGGAAACUGCCUUCACGUAAACUGUCUGAGUCACCAGGCAGACUCAACACUAUUUCUAAUCUGUGCCAAGUACUGUUAAAAACUAAAAACGACUUAAAAUGUGCAUACUGCUCAAACAGAUAGGAUACAGCUCAGCAUUUACAAGUUUAUGUUUGAUGUUAAAAUGAAACACCAGCGAUUUGAAUUGUGGUGAUGGAAGCAUCAAAUAAAAAACAGAAACACCGAGCAAACCUGUAAAUUGUAAGAGUCAGAAUCACAAAGGGUAUAUUUUUAAAAGAGAUUUGUAGAUUAUAUUUUUUACCGUAUUCUCAACGCUAAACUUGGUUAUUUAUAGUUUUUAUACAAAACGUGCACGUUGAUAUUCAUGUCAUUUUGUAUCGUUUUUGGCAGUAGUCCUUUAUGUAACACGUAAAUGCUGUAAUACGACAUUUUUCACAUUUGAGGAUCAAUCGAUUUGUUUGUUUUUUCAAGAAAUUGUUUUCAAAAGAUAUCUAUGGCACAAGUUCAAUGAUUCCAACCCUUCGUAAAAAGCAAACGUAAUCAAAAUAAGUUUCCCGGGAAGAGUAUUUCACAAUGCGCUGAUGAAUUCAUGUUCAAAUUGAGAAUGUCCCAUUUAACAUUACCUAUUGUAAUCUAUGAAUACAUUAUGAUCGACCAGUUCGCUUAUAUUUUGUCAAUGAAAACGUUUAUGUGAUUGAAAGAAUCAUAAGACUGGUAUAUAACAAGCUAAAAUUCAUGGUUGGAAUCUUAUUAAACAAUGUGCCAUUUUUAAAUAUUAUACGUGAAUGAGGCCCUCUGGUAUUCAUAUGAUAAGGUAUUGAUAGGGCUCAGUAAGCAGGUGGCUCAUGAUUAUUGAUUAUUUCCUUGUUUUAAUCUCAUUAUAUGGUCAAACUGACUGACAAUUUGAAUGGUGAGUAAAACUCAGAACGUAGAUCAGAUUUAAUAAAAUAAAGGGUAUCUUAAUCCAAGUUAAACUAUCAUUUACAAACAUUCAGUAAUUAUCAGUUACCAGUUUGUUGUUUCCUAAUAAUAGUUUUACCUUUCUUAAGCAAUGAAAACCAUGAAAAUAAACAAUUUGUAAAUAAAGUUGUAAAUAAAAUGUUAACAAUUCAUAUUAAUUGAAAUAAGUCACAAUAAUUCAUAAAUGAUUUGAUUUGUGAGUACACUACGCAGAAAAAGGUUAUUUUCUGGGUGGUGCAGUUUUUGUAGCCCAAUAAAGGAAUCA
Molecule: messenger RNA, 3851 nt
Organism: Anoplopoma fimbria (sablefish)
Lineage: Eukaryota; Metazoa; Chordata; Actinopteri; Perciformes; Anoplopomatidae
Product: sodium- and chloride-dependent GABA transporter 2-like
Exons: 15
Coding region: 138-1922 (594 amino acids)
Biological process (GO): sodium ion transmembrane transport
Cellular component (GO): membrane
Source: RefSeq, a predicted model, not a curated record